AUGUCAGGCUGGUUCACUCUCUUUACCAAUUGUCGCUACAUCCUCAAUGGCGAGCUUGUUGAGGACCAUCUCGUUAUCUCAGAUGAGACCGGACUCAUCCUGAAAAGAGAAGGCUACAUUGGCGGCGAGGCUAUCGACUUGGAAGACACUAUCAUAGCUCCAGGCUUCCUGGAACUGCACACCAAUGGGGCAAAUGGCUUCCAUUUCACACACUAUGAGGACGAAAAGACAUAUGCGACCAAGAUCGAUGAUAUCGCAAGGUACUACGCAACUCAAGGUGUCACCGGAUUCUGGGCAACCCUGCCAACUAUAAAGAGUAAUGAAUUCCAAAAGAUUCUUCCCUCUUUGAAGCCACGGCAGAUUUCCUCUUCAGCAUCUCUGCUCGGAGCUCACACCGAAGGGCCAUAUCUACAUCCAGAUAAGAAGGGCGCGCACAACAGCUCCCUCUUUCACCCAUGCUCAACCUCCCCUUCGACUGUGUACGGAUCUACUAAUCUGCAAUCUACUGUCAAGCUUGUGACCGUCGCACCAGAACUUCAAGAUUCAGCAGCACUUAUCAAAUCGCUUACGUCGCAGGGCAUCAAAGUAGCAAUGGGCCAUUCAACUGCCACGUAUGAACAAGGAUUGACGGGGUUGAAAGCUGGCGCAAGUGGAUUAACACAUACCUUGAAUGCCAUGCCAGCUUGGGCAUCACGAGCGCCUGGAUUAGCUGGCCUGGUCUCGCUACCGGAAACAGGAAAGGUCGCACCGCCGUGGUAUACCAUCAUUGCGGACGGAGAGCAUCUGCAUCCCAAUACCGUGUCUUUGCUUCAUCGCUCAAGCCCAAAGCGAUCGAUUCUGAUAACAGACAGCAUUGAACUUGCUUCACUCAAGAAUGGAACAUAUCCUGGCCACUCGCAGAUUCCUUUUGAACAGGUGAAGAAUGGUACACGGGCGACGAUUGCUGGAACCGACACCUUGAUUGGUGGCUGUAUACCACUCCAGCAGAGUGUGAGAAACUUGAUGGAUUGGUCUGGAUGUGGAAUCGCAGAGGCUGUGGGCACGGUUACAGAAAAUGUGGCUGCGUUUAUGGGCGUUGACGGAGAAGGUGGAAGAGGUGUGCUAAAGGAGGGUAGAAGAGCAGACUUGACGGUAUUGAAUGAGCAAGGCGAAGUGCUACAAACGUGGGUGGCGGGACACAAAGUAUGGGACAAGGAAGAAGACAUCAGGGCACACGAGGACGAUGGUGAAGCAAGAGGCUGA
Molecule: messenger RNA, 1242 nt
Organism: Alternaria conjuncta
Lineage: Eukaryota; Fungi; Ascomycota; Dothideomycetes; Pleosporales; Pleosporaceae
Exons: 2
Coding region: 1-1242 (413 amino acids)
Biological process (GO): N-acetylglucosamine catabolic process
Molecular function (GO): N-acetylglucosamine-6-phosphate deacetylase activity
Source: RefSeq, a predicted model, not a curated record